GUGUCGGCGCUGGGGCGCGGCUGGGUGCCCACAGGUGGCAGUGCACGACAAGCCUCCCAAGACGCCGGUGUCGGCGCUGGGGGCAGCCCAAAACAGGUACAGCGCACGAGAGGCAGCCUCCCUAGACGCCGUCGACGCGCACAACACCCUGAGCUAUGCCCCCCAAACGCGUCGUCGACACGGCCCGCACGGGCGCCGAGCGCGGGAAGGGCGCGGCGGAGCUCGCGGCCGAACGCGUCGCGCUGCAGGAGGAGAAGGGCGAGGAGUCGAGCGAUGACGAGUUCCUGAUGCCCGGCGAGCGCCGGCUCAAGAACCGAUUGAAGCUGGAGGUGCCGCGGCAGAGCUGGCAGAUGGAGGUGUUGGAGGCGAACCGGCUGGGCGACGUCGAGCGGCUGCGGGUGGCGUUUCGCCGACCUGGUGCCAAUGUUAAUUUGCGGACGGCGGAGGGCGCCUACGGCGGCUUUCGGUACGCGACGUGGGGUACUCAUUCAAGCUAUCUAGGAGGCAACCCCUCCGGCGAGAGUUUAUUGAUGCUGGCCGCAAGACCGGACAACGCCCAGUACCCCAAUCGGAGGGAAGUCUUGACGAUGCUCAUCGAGGAGUUCGACGCCGAACGGAAUUAUCGCAACGGGAAUGAGAAAACGGCGCGAGAUCUCAACCCGCUGCUCAUGGACGAGGUGCACCCCCUGAAGCGGUGGACAGUCGAGGACGCGCACGCCUGGGCCGAGAGCGCGGGGCUCAAGGUGAAGAUCGAACACACCUACGACUGGCUGAAGAUCUUCGACGCGUAUCAGCUCGACGGGCGCGGGCUGGUGGACAUCUGGACCAAACAAAAGUUCGAGGACUACGUCGACGAGCGACUGGCGGACUUGACGCGGGUCGGCGUGAACACGGACGCCAUCGAGGAAGAGACGCCGCGCUGGAUCUACUGCCUCGAGCAGCUCAAGCUCGAUGCCAAAAACGCCCAGAAGACGAAACGGCGACGGGAGGCCGCGGCUCGCGCCGAGGCAGAGCGGCGGCAAGCCAUCCGGGACGAGCAGCGCCGGGCCAAGCUGCGCGGCAAGCUCGACAAGGGCGCCGCGCACGUCCUCAAGCACGCGAAGAGUCUGGGGGCGUUCGGCUCCAUGGGCUCGCUGGCCGCGGCCAAGCGCGAGGCCGCUGAAAAGAAGCGGCGCGAGGAGGAGCGGGCCGCGGCGCUGGCGCGCAUUUCCGGGUUGAGUGAGGCGGACGUGGACGCGCCUGCGCCCGCACCCGCUCCCGCGUCGUUCCUGCCGCCCGUGAAGGACGCGCUGCCCGCCGAAGCGACGCCUCCGAAGCCGCCGCUCGACGCGGAGGCGGCGGCGGCAGCGGGGGAGUAAUGUGUUAUGUG
Messenger RNA from Pelagomonas calceolata, 1369 nucleotides. NCBI's taxonomy places the organism in Eukaryota, Pelagophyceae, Pelagomonadales, Pelagomonadaceae. The record is from the annotation of a GenBank genome assembly.